AUGUUUUUCAUAUAUGGGUAUGGAGGUACGGGAAAAACAUUCAUAUGGAACACUCUUUCAGCAGCUCUAAGGUCAAAGGGAGAAAUUGUUUUAAAUGUUGCUUCAAGUGGAAUUGCGUCCCUGUUGUUGCCUGGUGGAAGAACAGCUCAUUCACGAUUCAAAAUUCCCAUAAAUGUCAAUGAGGAUUCCAUGUGCAACAUCAAUCAAGGUUCUCCACUUGCAGAAUUGAUUGUUAAGUGUAAGCUUAUUAUUUGGGAUGAGGCACCGAUGAUGCACAAGUUUUGUUUUGAAGCAUUGGAUCGAAGUCUACGAGAUAUAAUGCGGUUUGUCAAUCCGUCAAGUGCAUCCACCCCUUUUGGAGGAAAGACAGUUGUGUUCGGGGGUGAUUUCAGACAGAUACUACCUGUUAUACCAAAAGGAAGUAGGCAAGAUAUUGUUUUUGCAACAAUAAAUUCUUCAUAUCUCUGGAAAUAUUGCAAGGUUUUACGGUUGACAAAAAAUAUGAGGCUUCAAAAUAUGGGCUCCAGUGCUGAAGCUGUGGAGUUGGAAGAGUUCUCUAAAUGGAUUGCGAGUAUAGGCGAUGGAACAAUUGGAAGUGCGAAUGAUGGUAAUGUCAAUAUUGAUAUUCGAACAGAUUUUUUGAUAAAAUGGUCUGGAAAUCCAAUUGAGCACAUAGUUAACACCAUUUAUCCAUCAGAUUGUUCCAAUAAUGUAGAUACAAGUUAUCUACAAGAGAGAGCAAUACUUGCUCCUACUCUUAAUGCUGUUGAAUAUGUAAAUCAAUACAUGAUUUCUUUGAACAAAAGUGAAGGACGUUUAUAUAGAAGCUCAGACUCAACUUCAAGAUCAGAUUCAAUCACUGAUUUGGUACAACAGGUGCAUACCCCAGAAUUCUUGAAUAGCAUCAAAUGUUCAGGAGUACCAAAUCACGAAAUAUAUUUGAAGGUUGGAACUCCGGUUAUGUUGUUGAGGAACAUUGAUCAUGCAAAUGGAUUGUGCAAUGGAACUCGAUUGAAAAUAACAAGACUUGGACAACAUGUUUUGGAAGCACAAAUUCUUACGGGAGAUAAUGCAAAUACAAAAAAUUUGAUUCCAAGAAUGUCAUUGACUACUGCUGAUCCAAGAUUGCCAUUUAAGUUUGAACGACGACAAUUCCCCCUGAUUGUAUCUUAUGCAAUGACGAUCAACAAAAGUCAAGGGCAAUCGUUUUCUCAUGUUGGUUUAUUCUUGCCAAGACCAGUUUUUACACAUGGCCAAUUGUACGUUGCAGUGUCAAGAGUACGAAGUCGAGCAGGACUUAAAAUAUUACUUUCUGAAGAUGGUAGAAAUGAUGAUACUACUACUACAAAUGUUGUGUAUAGGGAAGUUUUUCAAAAUGUAUGA
Messenger RNA from Salvia miltiorrhiza (redroot sage), 1383 nucleotides. RefSeq lists its product as uncharacterized. Gene Ontology annotation, biological process: DNA repair; telomere maintenance. The transcript has a single exon. The record is from RefSeq and is a predicted model, not a curated record. Gene Ontology annotation, molecular function: DNA helicase activity. Bases 1 to 1383 code for a protein of 460 amino acids. Lineage: Eukaryota; Viridiplantae; Streptophyta; Magnoliopsida; Lamiales; Lamiaceae.